Molecule: messenger RNA, 16967 nt
Organism: Acanthochromis polyacanthus (spiny chromis)
Lineage: Eukaryota; Metazoa; Chordata; Actinopteri; Pomacentridae
Gene: ptchd4
Product: patched domain containing 4
Exons: 3
Coding region: 464-3241 (925 amino acids)
Cellular component (GO): membrane
Source: RefSeq, a predicted model, not a curated record
UGGAGCUGUAGAGGCAGACACGAGGCACACAUGCUCACCGCACCGCCGCGGCUCGUCGCUGCUACUGCAGCCGGUGCAGCGAAGGAGGCUCUCGGCUUUUCUCUCCACCGUCGACACGGAGGCGGAAUGGCUUGAGAUCAGACAACCGGCUGGCUCGUAUCGGAUCGCUCCUGAUUGCACGAUGAUUUUCUGACUGUCUGCCCUGUCUCCUUCUGUGUGCGUGCGCGCGCACGUGUGCGGGCGUGUGUGGAUGCGUGUGUGUGUGUGGAUGUGUGUGUCCGCCUGUCUUGCCGCGAAUUGCUGCAGUGCUGUUUUUUUUUCCUUCCAGGUGUUGUGUGUGAGUGCGUGUGUGCGCGCGUGUGUGUGAGUGAAUGAGUGUGUGCGUGCGUGUGGUGCCGCUCGUUGUAGCCUGGUGUAAUUGGAAUUGUACUAAAAGAAGCCGGGGAUCGGAGUCUGAUGUCACAUGUGCUUCAUCGGAGGACACGGGACAUCUGCAAGCUGGAUUUUGUGGAGGAUGCUGCGGCAAGUGAUACACAGAGGGCUCAAGGCUUCGUUCUACUGGCUGGGCUUAUUCGUUAGCAGACACCCCGUUUUCUUCCUCACCGUCCCCGCCGUCCUCACCAUCAUUUUCGGAUCUACCGUGCUGAGCCGAUUCAAGCCGGAGACGAACCUGGAGGUGCUGGUCGCCCCGACGCACAGCCUCGCCAAGAUCGAGCGGAGUCUCGCCAACAGCCUGUUUCCCAUCGACCAGUCGAAGCACAAGCUGUACUCGGAUUUGCACACCCCGGGCAGAUAUGGCAGGCUGAUCCUACUGGCCAAGUCCGGGGGGAACAUCCUGGAACUGGCCGACCAGGUCCUGCAGGUCCACAAGCAGGUGCUGGACCUGCGCGUCAAUUAUAAGGGAUUCAAUUACACGUUCGCGCACCUCUGCGUCUUGAGCCACAGGGACAAACGCUGCCUCUUGGAUGAUAUCAUCACCAUCUUCGAAGACAUCAGGCAGGCUGUGCUCUCCAACAGCACUUUCCAUAAGGUGCCCGUGAGCUAUCCAAACACAACGUUAAAGGAUGGUCGUGUGUCCUUCAUCGGACACCAGCUGGGUGGCGUGUCCUUCUCACCCAACAGCCGUGACCAGCAGGUCAAGUUUGCUCGGGCUGUCCAGAUCACCUACUAUCUCCGUAACCACGGACCCCCGGUGCAGGAUGCCAUCGCAGAGCGUUGGGAGAACGAGUUCUGUGCCCUGGUCAGCCGGCUGUCCACGUUCGAGGCACCCCAAGCACCUGACCAGCUCCACAUCCAGUCCCUCACCUCCUUCAGCCUGUGGCGGGACUUCCACCAGACGGGCGUGCUGGCCAAGGGGGAGGUGCUGGUCAGCCUGGUGCUGGUGCUCUUGGCCGCCACCAUCUCCAGUUCCAUGCGGGACUGUCUGAGGGGGAAGCCGUUCCUGGGCCUUCUGGGCGUGUUGACCAUUUGCAUCGCUAAUGUGACGGCCGCUGGGAUCUUCUUCAUAUCGGACGGGAAGUUCAACUCCACGCUGCUGGGGAUCCCGUUCUUCGCCAUGGGCCAUGGAACCAAAGGAGUCUUCGAGCUGCUGGCAGGCUGGAGAAGAACAAGGGAAAACCUACCUUUCAAGGAACGUGUGGCCGAUGCUUUCGCUGACGUGAUGGUUUGCUACACCAUGACCAGCUCACUCUACAUCAUCACGUUUGGCAUGGGAGCCAGCCCUUUUACCAACAUCGAGUCGGUGAAAAUCUUCUGCCAAAGCAUGUGCGUGGCCAUCCUGGUUAACUACUUCUACGUGUUCUCUUUCUACGGCUCCUGCCUGGUGUUUGCCGGACAGCUAGAACAGAAUCGCUACCACAGUGUUUUCUGCUGUAAGAUCCCCUCAGUGGAGUACCUGGACCGCCAGCCCACGUGGUUUAAAACCAUGAUGAGCGAUGGCCAUGACCUGUCCACACACCAUGACAGCAUCCCUUACCAGAACCACUUCAUCCAGCACUUCCUCCGAGAGCACUACACAGAGUGGAUUACCAACACCUAUGUCAAACCGUUUGUGGUCAUUCUUUAUCUCAUCUAUGCCUCUUUCUCAUUCAUGGGAUGUUUACAAAUCAGUGACGGAUCGAAUAUCGUGAACCUGCUGGCUAGUAACUCUCCAAGUGUUUCAUAUGCUUUGACCCAGCAGAAAUAUUUCAGUAACUACAGUCCUGUGAUUGGCUUUUAUAUUUAUGAGCCCAUUGAGUACUGGAACUCCACGGUGCAGGAGCAUUUGAAGACUCUGAGUCAUGGCUUCAACAAGAUCUCCUGGAUGGAUAACUUCUUCCACUACUUGCGAGUAGUGAAUGUGAGCGCAUCGACUAAAAGCGACUUCAUCACCAUCCUCAAGGGUUCCUUCCUGCGCAGUCCGGAGUACCAGCACUUCACUGAGGACAUCAUUUUCUCCAAGAACCGUGAGACUGAUGAGUACGACAUUAUCGCCUCACGGAUGUACUUGGUAGCACGAACCACAGAGAAGAAGCGCGAGGAGGUGGUGGAGCUUUUAGAAAAGCUUCGUCCAUUGAUGCUGAUCAACAGCAUCAAAUUCAUUGCCUUUAAUCCCACAUUUGUGUUCAUGGACCGCUACAGCUCCUCUGUCAUCUCACCCAUCCUGACCUCAGGCUUCAGCGUACUCACCAUCCUCAUUCUCACUUUCUUCCUGGUCAUCAACCCCUUGGGAAACUUCUGGCUCAUCCUCACGGUUACAUCCGUGGAGCUGGGCGUCUUGGGUUUGAUGACCCUUUGGAACGUUGGCAUGGACAGCAUCUCAAUCCUGUGCCUUAUUUAUACCCUCAACUUCGCCAUGGAUCACUGUGCACCACACCUGUACACUUUUGUGCUGGCCACCGAGCACACUAGGACGCAGUGCAUCAAGUUGGCACUGGAGGAGCACGGGGCGGCCAUCCUGCAGAACACAUCCUGCUUUGUGAUUGGGAUCAUGCCCCUGGUGUUUGUGCCUUCCAAUCUGACCUACACACUGUUCAAGUGCUCCCUCCUCACGGCGGGCUGCACCGUGCUGCACUGCUUCGUCAUUCUGCCCGUCUUCCUGACCUUCUUCCCGCCGUCCAAAAAGAGACACAAGAAAAAGAAACGAGCCAAGCGGAAAGAGCGGGAAAGGGAAAGGGAGCGGGAAAGAGAGAGGGAAAGAGAAAGAGAGGAGAUAGAGUGCAUUGAAGUCAGGGAGAAUCCUGAUCAUGUGACAAAUGUCUGAGUAGUUCGUAAUUUUAGCAGUCACUAUCUGUGUGUUACUGGUGGAUUAGAGGUGUCCUCCGAUGGCGAGGCACCUCUUGAGGUGCAGGGGAGUCCGAGAUGUCCCCCUGAGGAGUAGGCAAUCGUCACUCCCAAUAAUAGGAGCUAAGCUGGUCAGAGUCGAGUGCAGCCCCACUGCACAGUCAUUCAGUCCUUCAAUCUGGACAGUGUAUCUCAUUUGCACAAACUGCAACAUGCCCAUGGUUCUAAAGCUCUUUCCCAACUAUUUGGUGUAUAAUAACAAGUUAGUAACCAGAACGUAUGCUUGCUAAAUCUGUAAGUACAUCCUAAACACACAGUAUGUUAGUCCGUUUAAAUAUUAGCAAUUCUAUGUUCGUCUCCUGCAGCCCUCAUCUCAAAACAAGUGAGUGAGGUGCAUAGCAGUCUGUUAAGCCAAGGACACUCAGACAAGUUGGUGAAAGUGGUUAGAGCGAUAAGUGUACAAACUAAAACUGUGCAAAACGCGACUGUGCACGCACCUUACUCCUCACACCUUGUUAGCAGCAAAAAGAAACAAAACCAAAAUGUGUGGAAAGAGAGAAAAGUAGGCCCGAAGCACACCGCAUGCUUUUCUGUAACAUUAAAAAUAGCCGAACAGCUGAACUGGGCAGAUGGCAUACACUGUGUCCAUUAUGAAGAAUUAUCUUGCACAUUGCAUCGUGUGAAUAGAACUGUCAAGGUUUAUAUAAGCAGGAGGCAAAAAUUUCUGCUUUAUUCUAGAGGUCAUAGAAGGUCUUAAGCAAUGGCAGAAGAAACUGCAGUGGGCUGCAGCGUAUGAAGAGGAAAUGAUAAGUGACUAUCACGCAAAAGUAUUUGAAAAAGCAGUAAGACUGAUUCUUAGAGUGUGACUUAAGAAAAUCCUGAACUGCAGUAAAACCAAAAGUGAAAGGGGUUUCUAAGGCUUGAAAUGUUUAACUUUGGAGCAGACAGAUAAUAACAGAAAGUUUCCAUGGGUGUUUGAAUGUCUCUGUGAACCACUUACAAAAGCUUAUUGUCAGUGAAAUUGGAAGGUUUGAAUGUGAUUCAACUCUAGCAGUGGUGCCAAAUAGUGUACAGAAACUUUUGUUUGACACAUUUCUAUUUAAACAAAAAAAAUUCUGUAAGUUUGAACUUUCAUAUAAAUCAACCAUAAGCUUUGAGUUACUGGAACUAAUUUAAAGGAUUGCUGUUUUCUGUUGUUCAGGUCUGUGAAACAGAUUAUGAUGCAGGCUUUACAUUAAAUAGUAAGGCACUUAUUGUAAAGUACACCAUCACUGAAGACUGAAAAAUUUAUAGAUAGUUGAAGUUAAAACCCUGAGCUUCUGGGUUUUGUUCCAGAGUAGGAAAACACAAAAUUACUUAAAAAAAAUCUACCCCAAUCCAGAGCAUGCUUUUCACUCCAUUUGUCUAGACCGGGGUUUUACAUUUUGUAAAAAACUAGACAUUGUUUGUUUAGCAUUUGUCUUUUUACCACCCAUAAAAUCUAAACGAAUUGAUAUUUAUCCUCAGCUCAUGAGUUUUAAUCUCUUUUAGCUUCUGGUUGCACUUACCAUACACUCCGUGCCAAGUACCCAACAGCAGACACAAAGAGUUAGCACUCAGCUUGUGAGCAUUGUAAACCAUUUAUUAGCUAAAGAGGCAGAUAUUACCUGUAAUAUUAGAUUAAAACAGAAAGUACAGGACUUUGGUCAGGUGGUCAAAAAACAUAAUGGCAAAUAAAUGCUAAUGUUGCUCCAUAUUUACAGGAUGGAUAAUGCAUAGCCAAAUGCUUGUACAGCAUAUUUGCUACAACAACUUUUUAAAGCUGACAUCAUUCUCUGUUGCCCCCAAGUCAACAACAAUAUCAAUGCUGCUUUAAUGAACACCAUUUCCUCAAGCUGAAAACCACUGAUAUUAAUAGCUUGACAGACUGGAUAUGGCAGAUAAUACAAAAUCUUUGAUGUGUAGUAAUCUCAAGGAAAGAAAAUUAAAUGCUAACAAAUGAAUCAUUUAAACUUAUUUCAAUCAUGACAGGUUCAAGUGCAAAUAGCAAGUGCUGCAAAAUACACUUGUUGAUCUUAUAAUAUUAAAACUAAACCUGAUGAAAGUGUUUCAUGUAUUUAGGGAAACUAGUUCAGGAAACUGUUCAAUGAGAGAUUCAGUCAGGGUACAGAAGCUACUGGAACAGCGACUAGCCUGGGACUGGCGCCAACACCUUGGCUCACUAUUGAUAAAGUUGCAAAAGUAAGAGACAUUACAAGACCAUUACUGCCACCUGCUGGCCCGGAGCUGGUCUCGUCAGUUUAGGAACUGAGUAUACUUUGCCCUAAUACUUCAAAUAACAUUCCACGAAAGAAAAAAUAUUGAGCUGUCCUCUGCAAACACCUCCUUCAAUAUUCAGUCUUAGAAGUCCAAAAUGGCUGCAUUCUCCCCAGAUGGUAAACAGUAUUAUCUAUGUCUGCCAAAGUCCUGAUAAGAAUCUCUGUUGCAGUCCCAAAACAAGCACACUCAAGGUCAGCAGCCCCAACAGAUACCAAUCUCACACUGACCUCUGGCAGGCAAGUCUUAGCUGGUGGCUUGUGAUAGAGAGGACCCAUAUGUGAGCAGAUGUAGCUGAUUACAGGUCAGUCAAUACCUUCGUAGGGAACUGGCUGAUUCUUACUGAGCUGUCAUUGAAGGGACACUGCUGUCUUUUUCCUUUGUGCUGCCACCAACAAGUAAAUGGCUCUCCCUCAAUGCAGCUAAUCGGGCUGGUGAAGUGGAGGUUAGAGUGUUCAUACUGGGCCAAAUGUCAGUGGGAAAUAUGUGUUAAUGUUUAACAUAAGAGUGCAUACAUUUGUGAGGUUAAUUACUAGUUAUCAAAAAUGCUAUUAAACCCACUUCUUGUGUAUAUUAUUAUCAGUGAACAAAUGAGACAACUAUGGAAAAGAAUCCUGUACUUGUUUACCUGAACAUAUGUCCUGCAUUUGUGGAUUUAAGAAGUAACUCAAAGUGUUGAAUUCUCACUGAUAUUUCAUCAGCCAGACAUUGCCCUACUAAAAAAUUGUGUUUUUGGCAAGAUAUUUCCUCCAGCACCUGCUGUGAGCAUCACAUUAUGUACAAGCCAUGUCAUGUAUGUACAACAAGAAGGCAUGAAAUGUUUGAAAAAUGAGAAAGAAAUGCAAUCUUAAAUAAUUUACUUCCCAAAAUGGACUGUGUUUGCAUGGCACUGUAUUGUAUGUAUGCAUGUAUUUAAUUUCCCUGUAUGGAGUCUACGUUUUUGUUUUUAAUUAUGAUUUUGCUACUCUGUAGUGACUUAUGUUUGUUGUUUCAAUGCAUAUUCUGUAACACCAUGUGCUGCAAAAGAGCAAAACGAGUCAUAUCUGUUCCAAAACAAAAGCCAGAGGACAGUUCAUGUGUAAAAUAACUGUAAAUUACAUUUUUCUAUAUUUUCUAUAAAAAAAUAUAACAUAGAAAGAUUUUUAAUGACAGAAUUUUCUUAAAAAAGAAUAAAAAGGGAAAAAAGUUGAACACAGUAGGCCAGUAAUAAACAGUGGAAUGUUGCCAGUAUACUAGAUCUUAUUCCUUGCACACUGCAGUGUCAAUGUUUGUUGAUGAUACACGUUUUUAUAUGGGAAACUGUGGCCACCAUUUUAUUGUUUGUUUGUGUGUCUUGACUCCUUUAUAAUCUCAACAUGGUCCUCACAUUUAAGAAAAUUAGAUGUUUCUCAACAGCCCUUUUGUAAACAUCAGAACAGUCUGUCAGGCUUUGUAACGAUCACUUUUAACAAAAACGUAGGUUAGAAAUUUACCGAAUAUAGACAGAAUUAUGUUGUGAUAUACACCUAUAACUGUUUGCGAUAAGGCAGGUCAAGCUUAAGCAGCAAAGAUAUCAAUAUAUAGCUUAGCUUUUCUGGAAGCUCAUUCCUAAAUGUAAUUGGUGUCCUCAUCCUGAAUGGAACCUGCCAUUGUUUCCUAGAGCACUGUUUCUGUAUCCUAGCCACAUUCAUCACUUUUCAGCUUUACCAUAAUUAGCCGGAUGCCAUCUGGUUCAGCUAAUGUCUACUUAAAUAGCUUCGCAAGAAAUUAAUAAGAAUUAAUCCUCUAAAACAUACACAGUCUUACCAAUGCAUUAUGAAAACAGCAUGCGAUAUCAAAUAUUUAAAAACACUUCUUGAUAGUUUGGUCUUCUUUUGAAGAGAAGCAAAGAUGAGCCUCGCAUUUGUCUAUAUUUCCCUUAUUGUCAAGAAAUCUGCUUAAAAAGCCAAAACAAUGUGUCAUUCUGUGACUCAGUUCUUCCUGACCUGCCAACCAUGUAUGCAGCCUCAAGCUCACUGGUGUCCAUAUUCAUUGGGAACCAAUCCAAUUUAACAUAUGUUAAGGCCAAUUCGUAGUUUCCAUAUGAUGCAGACAGCAGAUGCAUUUCCAUUCAUGUUACAACAGGUACACACUGGUCUGCUAUGCAAACAGUCUAUUACUCGACACAGAAAAACAAACAGGGCUCCUGAAGAUGUUUCUGAGAAGCUGACUAGAACUUUACAUUUUUCACAGGAAGUAGCAGCGGGUUACAGAUUCUCCUGUAGCACUGUGUCAAUUUGAUUAUCCCUGAGGCAUGUCAAGUACAGUGGGUGGACAUAGCGCAGGAUUUCUACAGAAUUUAGAACUUCCUACUGUGUGUGGACACUGUCAGUGGAAGGUAUGUUCACACUGAAGUACCUCCAAAGUCUGGCAGCAACAACUUUAACCACAACUUGGGUAGAUGACAGGAUGUACAUCAUGGAUACCAUUGCAGACAUGCAGAUACAUAAAACAUGAAUUGUCCUUUAAUUAAGCAGGGGUCAUUUGUUAAUAAACUACAGUGUGUGUGUCAUUGGAAAUGAAGAACAUGUUUCUAAUUCUGUUGGUGCGGUUCCUGUCUGUUAUUAUAGUUUUUGGACAACAGUGGAGCUCAGUUGCAUAGAGGAGGAAAAUGGUAGGCUUUGGAUACAAUACAAGAAAUAUCUGUUGAUUUACUAUAUAAUUUUGAUGUUUUUGGCCUUUUCAUGGGAUUUGUUGACAAUAAGAUACAGAGCUUUGCUAGCGUCAUUCUUUUUUAAAAAAAACAACUUGCACAAGAUACUCCUGAAGCUAAAGGUCAUUCUGCUCUAAAAGCUUUUAUGUAUUGUUUGAUGGAUUUAUUUAUGAGCCACACUUAUUCUCCUCCUUUAUCAUCAUGUAAAAAUAGUCAGUCAACCUCAAAAGUUGUGCAUUUACUAAUAUUACACACCAGUUUUAUUAGUUCUCCAAGCUUGUGCUAUGUAGUGGCUUCUGUCCAUUUUCACUAAUAAACUAUAUAUAUAUAUAUAUAUAUAUAUAUAUAUAUAUAUAUAUAUAUAUAUAUAUAUAUCAUUAAAAUCAAAUAGGUAAAAGACAAAAGAAUAAAAAUGACAAAAUCUUCAGUGAUAUUUUGAACAUUUUAGGCAGAUAUGAGUGUACUGUAAGUGUCAUAGAAUCCUUCGACCACACACCAGCAGAUUUUCAGUUUGUGCAAUCAGGGACAAUACAAUAUUUCCACAAUACAGGGCAAUACAAGUAUGCAAUCACUAUUUUGCUUGUUGAAUAAUGUACCUGGCAAACCUGUUCCAACCACAGCCUCAGAGGACAAAUUGCUGUUUUACUGUAACUCAUCUAUCUUGUAUGUCAUGUGACUAAGCCUCAAAAAUAGGCUGUUGUUGCUCCCAUUAAUCUGCCAGUUAUUUAAUGACUCUACUUCAGCAUUUUACAGUAAAUUUCAACAUUGUGCAGAAGCUCAAAUGAAAGUGUGGUUAUUUUAGUGACCCUAGUCCCAUUUAAGUUCAAUUCCUGCCAUUAAAGCAGGUGUAUUCAAUGAAGUUUGUUUUGUACACAUCUACAUCCAUCCAUCCAUCCACCAUAUGCUUCAAGAAUCAAAUGUUUACUUCAUUAUGCAUGCAAAACUCUAAUGCAUGGCAUUAUCUAUGAGUUUGUGUUGUCAUCAAAAAGCCAUUUGUGCUAUCAUUUCCUUGUCCAUAUCCAUACAGUUCCAUCUGAAUGAGGAUCUUGUUUAAGUUGUCUGAAAUAUCUAGAACAACGAUUUUUUACAGCAGAAUAAUGUGUUCAUAUAAAUCUAAUGCAAGUACACUUUGUCAAUUGUCUUCACAAUUCUAAAUAUGUAUACAGAGGAUUCUGGUUAGUUUUUGCCAAAGUCUGAGCCUUUUGUACUGAGUCUUAAAAGGGUAUACCACUCAAUUUAAGAACAUCUGUAUUGUAUGUGAUUUAUUUGGACAAUCUUGCCAGUCUAUUAGCAUAGCCAGUGCUCCCUUAAACCACAAAAUACACAUCAAAUUACAGAAAUUAGUCAGUCAUGUUCGGCUUUCACAUAGUUUCAACUCAGCCUGGAGGUGAGAAGUUUUUGGUAACUUGUGAGAGGAUUUUGGCUAAACUUCAGUUGCAGCUACGUCUAGUAAGAGUGAAAUCAAGACGAGUUUAGCUAUACAGACUAGUCUUACACAUCCUUAUGAAAGUCUGAGUGUAAAAAUAAGUAAAUUAGAAUAGACUAUAAAAUGAAAUUCUGCAACUUUCGUGAAACAGCGGCCGCCAUAUCUAUGUAACAAUUAAAGAAUCAUGUAAAUGCAGCCACAUUAUCGGAAAGUAACAGAGAUAUAGGAAUAUUCAAAACAGUGAACUGCCUCAGUUAUGCAGCAACAUUUACCAUUUGCCAAAUUAGCUACCAGAGACUCCUGAGUGACAGUCCAACAGUUGAUUGAUAUAAUGAUUUUUUUGAUAUUUGCUGCUAACCUGAAGGUUGCCUCAGACAUUUAUUGCUAUCACUGCAGUCAUUCAUAUGUCUGAUCUGUACCUCCUCCACAACUUUAAAUGGUGAUAUCAAACCUACUGAGGCACCCAGGAGGUGGAGGACCCUACAGCCAUAUAUAUGGGACUGAUAACAACUGAUAACAGCCAAUUAAUGGGCUAAUAACAUUCGAAGCAGGUGAUUUGAAAGUAUCUAUGUACAGAUCAUGAAGGAAAUAUUUCCACAGGUUUUAUGAUUAUGGCUAUAAAAUCACCAGGGAGCCCACCAUGUUCUUUGAAGAGUGUUCAAACAUUUAUUAAUGUCUGUAACAUCCUUGAGCGGAAAAAAGCGAUUGAUAGAACAUUAUUUAACCUAUCUGAAUUCAAAGAACAUUGUUUCUUUGCUCUUGUCACAUUUUUUACUCACUGUGGGCUCAGUUUUUUUUUUUUUUAGUGCAGUGUAAAGUGCUGCACCUCUAUGAAAAGAGCACAACUGACUUCCAAGUGUAAAAAGAACUCAAAAUGUCUUUUGUGCAGUAUGGCACUGUUAUAAUCCAUCAUUCGUAAAAGGUAGAAAAAUAAAAGUUGAAUUUCUAUGAUUACCUUUGUGCCACAAAUUAAAAAAAAAAAAACUGGAAUCAACAUUAAAAAAAAACAAAAACAUUUUUCCAGGUGGCCACAGGUGUUGCACUGGAAAAUAUGGAAUGUUUUGUUUCGUUGGGUUUUUUUUUUUGUUUACAUACUUAUCACAUAAGUCUCUCUUUUGGUCGCCAAUGGCUUCUCAGUUGCAUCGAGGAUUUCGGAAUUUUUACAGAAUUAGUUGCCAAUGGUUUCUUUUGGGCAGAUGUUCCUGCUAUAAUAAAUGGAAACAGUGGAGUUCAGAGGGUAUAAGCAACAAUAUGUUAUAUUAGGUGAACCGUGACUGCAAAAUGACAAAUACUAAUCCUAACCCUUGUGAUAAUACUGACAGCUAAAAUGAAAAGAAACAUUAGCACAAGUAGAGAUAAGCCAGUGAAAUGACCCAGUAAUGUCUGUCAUAUAUGAAGACAUGUAGAUUGAUCAUGUUAGAGCAAGAGAAAGUUCAGAAUGGCAAACUCCAGAAUGUAUUCAGCCAAGUAAGAAUUCAUGUGUUUAGCUUUUCAUUUGCGAGAGGGAGAAUAUGUCUUGCUUCAGAUGUUAUAAGCUAAUGAAAAACCUUCAUGUACAUUUAAAAGUAGCCUUAUGCAGACUGUUAGUGAACUUAAGAUGGUUUUUUUGUAUCAUUGUGGUAUUAAAAAGACACUUUUGGGAGUCAAACUAUUCUCACAACUAUCUCAGAACGUGGUACAAAGAAAGAAGAAUCUUUUUUUGAACUGGGUGGUAUUUCUCUUUUAAGUGUUAUAAGCGCCUGUUAGCUUCGUAAGUCUGUGCUCUUUAUAUAAUCAGUGGCAUUGCCUUGCAUAUAUUUUCCAGUAUUUCAGUACAGAUGUCAAUGGAGUAUUUUUCUUAGAUUGUGCCUGAGCUAUCGUACAGCUUCAGAUCCAGGUGCAGUAAAGAUACACUUUGAUGAGAUGACAAUGCUGUCACAUUUUAGGCUGUUUGUGUGUCGUGUGAAUGGGUAUGUGGAAGUGUAUCGAGUCUGACUUUAGACUGUCAAUUGCUGUUCAUUCUUAAUGCCUUUCUCAUCCAGCAUACCGUCGAUCACAUGAAGUUAUACCUCUGUGAAACUCAGAUAAGAACAUACAUGUUUGUGCCCAGAACGGAUGGAAGAAAGGACUGUUAUCUCCUUCUUACCACCUCAAAUCACUGUUAGCAUUCAUGUACUUUCUGUAAAUGUCACCCAGAUGUUAGCUCAGUGUACAGCCCUGCAUAGCUUUAUAUUGUACACACAUGUCACCGAGGUAUAGUCUUCAAAAAGGAGCAGGAAAUUAAACCUCUUUCUUUGUGUUGCUUAUUUUCUGGUCGCCUUCUGAGGUGUUGGCAGGGCUUGAACUCUGCUUUGCUAAUCUAUGCCUCUUACCAAACAGCAGUAAGGUUUAACCUCAUCUGACUGCAGUGACAGAGGGAAAUCGGAGAGGGGGUGGAUAGAGAGAAACAGAAUGCAGGCAAAACAGGAGGUAAGCCCUCAUUUGAAUUUGAGAAGAUUUGAGCAGCAGGGAUGAUGGGAAGUUUUCUGGUGAAGGGAGAUGUCGUAUGAAUCGAGGGUGACUGCGGCACUGCUAGAAAUGUCUCUGUUCAGUCCUUUGCUGCUGUAGUGAGUCUUAGAGUCUUAGUUUACUUAUGAUGAAAGUUGCUGUUUGUUGAGACAAAUGCAGGUAUGCUAGCUUUAGAGGAAAUUGGUUCUAUCUUUCAAAAAGUGCGUUUUUUUGUUUGUUUUUCAAGUUCACUGUUGUAAGAACAAAAUGCUAUUAUCUCACAAUUUUUUCCAGUACAGAAGCAUUUUAAUAGGGUACUCCGGCAUGUUAAUAUUACACUUUCAUAAAACUGUCAGACUCACAAAAACAGCUUUUGAAUCCCAGUAUUUACAAUGGAUGUAGCACAGGCAGCGAUAUCAAAUUAUUAGUCAUCAGCAUGCAUGGCUGUAUUGCAAAAUUGUUUUAUGAGAGUGCACACGUAAGCAUAAUAUCAACAGAAAUAUUAAGGGGCUUUAAACUACAUUCCGACAUAGAACCUCUCAGUAAGUAAUGUCCUCAAUAUUGGUAGAAAUGUUCUUGUAUCUUGCCAUGACAUCAGGGUGGCUGUGGAGACUGCAAUAUCUGUUGAUUGGAACACCACUUUGGUUCACACAGAUAUGACUAAGCUAUUGGAUGACAUGUCUUCCCAAAUCAAAGUUUUCACUCAUUCUGCCAGUUGGAUUGGUACGAAAUGUUGCACUGACAUUUACAGGUUCCAGAAAAUGCAUCUAAACACUUUCACAGAAUUCCCAGAAUUUUCUUUCACACUAUGACAAGGCUGACAUUUAUGACUUUGAAGUAAAAUUUGUCAACAGCUAUCAAUGGAUUGCAAUGAAAGUGGGUCACUCUUUAACUGGAUUUAUUGGCUAUCUGAACUGCUUGUGGUAUAACAGACACACAUACUGCUGUGUGAAGGUGGAAGAGAAGCUGGGCGUUGUGCUUUUCAUUCUAUCUGUGUGGCACUUUUCAUUUGUAGAAAUAAGUUCAACACCACCAUCAGUUUCUCCUUUGAAGGAUGAUCUGAAAACAUCUGUUUGCCCUCUAUGAUGGCCAGCUGUUCAACCACUUUCUACUACAACUGUCCACAUUGACUUUAUACAUUUGAUUUCUGACAUGGUCGACGUCUUAACUCUCCCGACCUCGAAGCAGUUUAUUUUUACUCACUGUGGGCUAAUUUUUUUCACUGCAAAUAUUAGGUUCUGCACUUUUAUGGAAACAGAACACCCGUGCCAAAGUAUAGAAAACUCAAACAUGUCUUACGGCUGUAAAGUUAAAAAGGUGCCCCCAUGCGUAACCAAUACAUGAAAAAUAUGUGGACUCUACAUAGAGUUAAACAGAUAUUUUACUACCUACAUUUAUAGUUUUCAUACUCUCCUACCAGCCGUAUGAAAACAUAGCCAGCAGUUCAGCCCAACAAUCUCUUAAUUUUUCUUACAUGACUGCUGAAUGGCUCCUUGGCAUGACUUAGGAGCCAUUCAGCAGUCAUGUAAGAAAAAUUAACCAGAAUCUUUAGUUGUUUUGCAAAAUCUGGUUAGACAAAAUGGUUUAUCACAAUUUUUGCCAUAGAAUUGGUUAAGUUUCCAAACAAAAUGGCACGUUGUGUAGUUCGAGGACAAUCUGACAAUUCUGUUUUCACGGUUUCUGGCUCUGACAAAUAGUGUAAUUUAUGUGACCUUUUUUCAACACAGUAUGUCUUUUAUACUUGAUGACUGGCUUGGGGAUUCAGAGUGUAAAGAACUAGAUCUGAGAAUCCAUCACAGACCAUCAGAACAAUGUUUUGUUGUGUUUCGAUGACUCCUUUCUCAUUGAGCACCAUCACAAGCUCAAAAAUCCAGUGUUAAAACAUUUCUAUCACAGGAUAAUUAGAGAAUAUAGUAAACAUGUCUACUAGCCAAAUAUCAGCAUUGUCGAUGUAAUCAUGGUAGCAUGCUCAUGUUAGCAUUUAGCUUCCACCUCAUGCAGCUACCAGUGUGAUUGUGCUAUGUGGAAAAUAACUGCGACAUUGGCAAAAUUAAGCCACUGGAGCCCCAGUGCAACCAAAGAUUCUACGCUUCCCAUCAUGCAGUUCAACAACAUCUUUUAUUAGAUUCUUUAAAAAAAAGCUACCAAAUGUGUUGGGACUGAGGUACCCUUGAUGGUAACUGUAAAUACUUUAAAAAGCUCCCUCCACAGCCAGAUAAGAUAUAAUACAACUGUUCAAAAGCAGAGUAACUGGCCUUGACCUGUAAGACUGCAAGAGUGCCCUUUAAAAGCUCAUGCAAUGACAUGCAAAAAUUUACUUUUUUCCCCUCAUAGUAGGAUGCUCAGCAGCUAAAAGCUGGCAUUUCAUUUUCAUUUCAGUCCAGUUUUCCCCUCAUAAGUUGAUUAUUUCCCUAAAAGCCUGUGUUUUAUGUGCAAGAAGUAGACAGCCUCAGCCUUGUACUUCACGACACUGUAAGUUUUACUGUACACAUCAACAUCAUAGCGGCUUUUUGUAAUCCCCCCCUCCCCUGAACUUUUUACUUCCUGAGCUUAAUGUGAGUGGCAGCAGGAGUGGCUGCUGUCGUGUUGUGCUCCGUUGCAGCGAUAUUGCGCCAAGCUGCCUUGGCCGGGGUUAUUUUUGGCUCCCACCUUGUCUUAAUCCUGUCGUGAUUCUCCGAUGGAUUAUUCAUGCUUCUUCUCCCCCCUCUCACCCCACCUCCUCUCUUUCUCACCUUCCCUCUCUCCUUCCUCCUUUUACACUUUUCCAUCCUCACCCCUGAGCGCCUUCAUUUAACACCGCCGCCAGUCUUCCUCUUGAUACAUCUGUGUCAUCAUUAAAAUGCUUUCAAGUGUGUGCUCUCAUGCUGCCAACCGAACACUUCUAUAAUUUAUUUAGAAGGUUGUAUAACAUAUCUGCAGCUUUCCCCAUACACUCCAACUGUAUAAACCAACAAAGCACUAUAUCAAUAGUCCUGUUAACACCUUGUAAUGUAUCCCUCCACUCCUAUUCACUGAGAUCACUUUUCUUCACAGCCUGUUCAAGUAGUCUGAAUUCUCUGCCGAGGGCUGCUGUGAUAAUUACUUCCAUAGAAUCCUCUCUUUUGCUCUUUCUUUUCCACCUAAAAACAAGAUCCAAAGGACAUUUGACAAUGAAUAGCAUUUAAAAGUGUAUGAAUAUAUAUUACACUAGAGGCUCAAAGUCCAUUAGAGUGAGUGGGUGCAAUCGAAAAUCUUUACUGAUAUGUUUAUUUGCAGUUUGUGACUGUCACUUUGCGAGGCUGCAAACGAAUAGUGGUGAAAAGUUGUUUGUGUUGGAUUGACAGAAGAGGCUUGAUUCUAGUUAACUCUGGAUCUUAUUUUGUAUCUUGGUUUGGCUCAGAACAGCACAAACAAAUGGCAGCUUACUGAUCUUCCCGUUAAAUUUCAAACUGCUUCCUCACUUGGCCAUCUAAAAGAAGAAAUCUGGGUGUUUUCUAACCUAAACAGGAGCUUUGCAGUAAAGAUCUUUUAAUAUUUAAAAUGUGAAAGUAAUUUCAUAUUUUAAUUUUCAAAAACUACUUGGCUUAGCAUGGACUGAACUACUGCAGCAGCUGGCACAUUGCUUUGCUAGUCUUUAAUCCCAUUAAAGUCCCAGAAUUAAAGCUGAAGAUAUCAGUUUAUCAGUGGAUUAGUCGCUCUAUGGAAUAAUAAUUCACAACUCUUAUAAUUUAUUAAUCAAGCAAAAAAAAAAAAAAAAAAAAAAAAAGCUUUUCUUUGCCCAAGUCCAGUUUGUCAUUUUGUCAUGAUUGGCCUGUUUUCUUAGUCUUGCACUGAAGUACAUUUAAAUAUCCAGAUUUUGGACAAAACAAGCAAUUUCAUCGCAUCACCCACAAGAUUUUACAGCUCAACAGAAAAAUGCCGACAAAUUAAUUGUUUGUAGAAGCAGUUGCAGCCUUAAAAAUCACAGAAAAAUACACGUAUAUGCUGCAGAUUACUCCCCACAUUACAUCAUAUUUAAACCCAUUCAGAGUCUUUAAAUGUAGACAAGAACUUGAAGUUUAGAAGAAUCUUAAAUGAGCAUCAGCAAAAUCAGCAUUUAUCCAUGUGUUGGCUCUCUGAUAGAACUGAAAUGAAUGGUCUGAAAAAAACACGCCCUUGUCCAGUGAGGAUUAACGUAUAUACAUUAUAUCAGCUUGUGUAUAUUUUUGUCGUGUGUGACUUAAACUCGCUUUUCUCUCAGAUGUCAUGUGAAAUAACACAAACUUCCCGGCAGCAGCAAAACCAACAAGUAGUCUUCCAUAAAUGCAGACAUCUAGGGGAUAUAUUAUCAGCAGAAAAGACCUCUUGCCAGUUCUACCUUAGCCAUCUCAGCUAUUAAGACAAAACAUAAACAAAGAAAAAAUUUCUAUACAUGUCAGACUGAAGUCUCCUGGAUCAAAAUAUUAUUCCGAAUCCUUUUUCUGAAGCUUUUUGCAGUGACUGGUUGAGUGCACUCGGCACAUUACAGCCCAGCUCUGGGGUUGACGGCCAAAUCAAAAUGCUCUGGAUGUACACAUGGAAGGAUUUUGGAUAGGAUUUGAGCCCAGGUUUUCAUAGUGUAUAUAGGUCUGUUGUGGCUGAGGAGCUGAAUGCCACCCAUCAGACCUGCCAAAACUAGAACCGUAGUAUGACGAUAAUGUACAGGAAUGUCUCAGUUUCAAUUUAUUAGAAGAGGUAUGCUUUUGAAUGCUCUGAAUAUUUUAAAUGUAAACUUCUUUUCUACUGCCUGCUAUGUUGAAGCUAUAAAUAGUAUGCAUAUGAUCAACCUUUUUUACUUGACAGAAAUUAAAAAAAAAUUUCAUUAAAAGAGCUUUUGUCUAUGAAACACCA